UGAUACUAGGAAGUAUAAUUGAAUUACACCGGAGAGAAGGAAGACAUAUUGGAUUUUUAUUUUAAAUUUUCUUAUUCAUAAAAUUCAACGUCAAAAUAAUGUCUUUAAGACCAUUAAGUUAAACUUGGGAAAUAAUUCAAGGGAAGUCAUGGCUGUCCCAGGUAAAAAAGCCACCAAACAUUUUUCAUCUUCAACAAUCUCUAUUGGUUCUGAUGAAGAUCUUCAAGUUUAUUGUCAGCCAUGUGAUCAGGAUGGAUCUAGACUUCCAGCUUAUGGUUAUUGUACAAACUGCUCGGAACAUUUGUGCAAAACAUGUUAUACACUUCACAGAAAACAUAAAUUGUCAAGAGAUCAUACUCUACUAGACAAAACCAGCAUGCCUCAGACCAUGUCACCUGUUACUCCAACACAGUCAGAUAACUUCACCAAACCAUGUCCUAAACACAACAUGGAGAUGAUCAAGUUUUACUGCCAUGAUCACAAGGCUCUCCUCUGUAGUGUUUGUGUUACACUGGAGCAUACAGCAACAUCUUGUCAAGUCAAUUAUAUACCUGAUAUUUCAGGCCAGGUUAUCAACAGCACAGAAUAUCAAGAUAUAUUGAAGAAAAUUGAUGACAUGACUGAGAAAUCUAGCAAAACACUUCAAGACAUGAAGAAAAUGAAUGAUAAAUCAAACAAGUCUUUGACAGAUGCAUUGUCUGAACUAAAGACAUUCCGAUCUAAAAUGAACCAAAGACUAGAUGAAAUGGAAAGACAAGUCGAGGAGGCUGCAAAAGUCAUUCAAAAAGACAAUAACAAAAAUUUGAUGAAAGUAGAAACAGAAUGUGGAGAUGUUUCGAAAUCCCUGAAGUCAUCCUCUGAUGCCAUUAAACAUUUCAAUGCAUCUAAGAAAGGAAAUGAUUUGUUCAUAGAACUAAAACACAUGGAACAGAUAAUAAAAGAUUACAAGCAAAGUAUUGCUAAGCUCACAGAAUAUAAAGUCAAAGAAUACAAUUUUGAACCAAAUGAGGCAAUAUCAAAUCUCCUUGAUAAAGAUGAGUCAAUGGGAACAUUGAAAGAAAGAACAUUAAAUCCUGAUUUGAAGUCCAGACAAUGUUCACACAUGGAUAAAAUCUGUAUCAAAACAUCACAAGAUAAUCAUGAAUGCACAAUAACAGGAAUGACUCUCCUUUCUCCUGAUCUUCUUAUCAUCACAGAUAGUGGUAACAGUGCUGUAAAAAUGGUUGAUAUGAGCAAAAUGUCUGUACUGGCUCAACAAUGCUUUGAUAGUACACCAUGGGAAGUCACAUCAGUUUCACAAAAUGAACUUGCUGUCACUCUUCCUUGCAAUCAAACUAUUCAGUUCUUAUCUGUUUCCAGCAAUAACCUCAAGAAGAAACAUACUCUGAAGGUUGAUGGUACCUGUCAUGGUAUUAGCUGUCAUAAAGAUAAAAUGGUGGUGUCAUUUUUGAGUCCAGCUAAAGUUCAAAUCCUUCUUAUCAAUGGGACUGUUUUACAGACAAUUCAAGAUGACAAUAUUUUUAUAAAUCCAUUCUAUAUUACAACAAGUGACAAUUGUAUCUACGUAUCUGAUUCUGGAAUGAAAACAAUUACCAAGCUAAACUGGCAGUGUGAGGUGAAAGGUAAAUAUGUCUGUAAAGAUAAGCCUUAUGGCUUGACAAUGUCAGAUGAUGGGACAGUGUUUGUUUGUUACUAUGACAACAAUACCAUAGAAGAGAUAUCAGGGGACUGCACUAAAGGACAGGUUGUUGUUAAGGAUGUGCCAGGUCCUCAAACUGUUGUCUGGUCUGCUGAAACAUGUACAUUGUUCACAAGCAGCUAUACAGAACAGAACUUUAUCAAAAUCUUCAAAUUGUCUAAAUAAGGACAGAAAAUCAGCCUACAUAAAUUAUAAUGAAUAGUUAUAUAAAUAUCACUGACAUUAUUGUACACUGUAAACUGAUGAGCUUAAUGUUUACUUUUCAUAAUUUUAGACACUUAUUUUAACGUGGUUAUUGUAAUAAUCUAAGACUAAAUAACAUUACAAAAUACAUCUGGUUUAAAAAUAAAUGAUGAUUUAACUGUAAUCAGAAAAUGUUUUACAAAUCACAAUAUUUUAAACAGAAAUAUGUUUCUUAAAAACAUGUAACAUUUAAUACUGAUAUCAUUGUAUAAAUUUCAUUAAAUAGUGUAGAUAGAAUGUAUUAUUUUAUAAUAAAAUCUGUACAGUUCUGCUAUUAAAAAGAUACACUAUUAUGGAUAAGUGU
Molecule: messenger RNA, 2246 nt
Organism: Ruditapes philippinarum (Manila clam)
Lineage: Eukaryota; Metazoa; Mollusca; Bivalvia; Venerida; Veneridae
Exons: 2
Coding region: 149-1864 (571 amino acids)
Molecular function (GO): zinc ion binding
Source: RefSeq, a predicted model, not a curated record